UUAUAUAUCGAAAAUAGAAGGGAUUUAAAUGAAGAUUUGUGGGAUUCAAAAUUAAAGACAAUCACUUCUGUGUGUUUCAUUUCAAAUUCCAUAUUUAUUGCAAAGUGUUAUUUUGUCUCCGGAACGCUUGCUGUGUGGUGUCUCGUGGAUCUAUCUUUAUACGGGCGAGUGUAAAAGUGAACGGGAUUUUUAUUACAUUAUAGAAAGACGAUGCUGAUCUAUUGCUUUUGUAACGUCUGAUGUAGGAGAUUUCUUCAAAAAUAAAGUGAUUCAAACAUGCAUCUGAACAUUUACGUCUUGGCCGCCAUAUGGAUAAUAAGCGACAAAUGUGUGGUGUCGAAAGCUAUUCAGAAACGGCAGAUAUACAGAGAGCAAGUAUUACCUCACUUGGGUGGAAAGAUUCCUGAUUCAGCCUUUCACACAGACAGACUUGCCUUGAAUCAAUUACAAAAGAUUGGUAUCGCCAUACCAGAUGGAGUUAUAUUAGAGCAACGAAAUCCAGAGGUGUAUCAAUAUACCCACAAAACAAAACGACCAGUUUAUAAAGUUACUGCCACAGAUGAUCGAAGACACACACCGAAAGAAGGUCGAUACAAAACCGCAAAAACUUUUGAAACAACUUACGCCAUACCACAAAUAACGCAGUUAAAGGAACGUGAUCUCAUUAAUCGACCGACCCAGAAACAACUUACUAUACCGCACUCGUUUCGUAAAGGUCAUCAACGCACAGUAGCCAUUAACAAUGUUCAUCCAACAAUCGUCCACCAACACAACGACGAGACAGAUUUUCUUCAUUAUUGGCCAUAUGGUGAUUUCGAUUUGUAUUCGAACUUACAGUACUAUCCAUUUUUGUACGAGAACUUCAAUCAAGGAUACUACAUCGGACCAAAUAUUUUCAACGAUUUUGCUACCUUUUUCGAUACUUACACCCAUCCCUAGUGCCUAAAUGUCUUCUGUUAUCGUGAACGACUACAAGGUUUUGAAAGAACAUGGUUCUUUCAGAACCCUGAACGACUUGGCCUCUGCAUUCAUCAAAAUGUUAAAACAAACGAAGUACAAGAUUUUGUGUCACUACUAUUAUGUUUGAUAAAACAAAAGAUAUUAAAGACAUUUACU
Molecule: messenger RNA, 1116 nt
Organism: Bradysia coprophila
Lineage: Eukaryota; Metazoa; Arthropoda; Insecta; Diptera; Sciaridae
Source: RefSeq, a predicted model, not a curated record